This is a messenger RNA of Phytophthora sojae, 1383 nucleotides long. RefSeq lists its product as hypothetical. Lineage: Eukaryota; Oomycota; Peronosporomycetes; Peronosporales; Peronosporaceae. The transcript is spliced from 3 exons. Bases 1 to 1383 code for a protein of 460 amino acids. The record is from RefSeq and is a predicted model, not a curated record.
AUGACGAAUGCGCUGGACGACUACGCGCACGCGACCACGACGCGCAACAUGGACGAGAACGUGACGACGCUGCCGUACGACGAGAAGGACGACCUGGAGUCGCUCAAGGCGCGGCUGCAGCGCCGCAAGAAGCCCAUCUACGCGGGUCUGGCCUUCCUGGCGGUCGUCGUCAUCGGCGUCACCGUCGGCGUCUCGGCCAAGGGGAGCUCCACCGCCAACACGGAGUCCGCUCAGCAGAAGGACACUGUGCAGUCCACCUCGAGCGGUGCGAGUGACGCCACCAAGACCGGUCAGCAGACACAGGUGGACAGCGACGCUAGCGCCGUCCAGGCCGCCAAGGACGCGGCCACGUCGUCCCAGAGCUCGGACUGGAGCUCGUACAGCCGCUCGGGAUCCGCCUCGGACUCGGUCGCGGGCGAGGCCUCCGCCGGUCAAUGGUCGCUCAACUCGACGGACGGUUCGUCGUCUACGCCGACCCCGACGCCUACGCCGACGUCCACUGAGGCCACGCAGAGCUCGUCGUCGGGCGAGGCGCUGGCCUACAGCAUCGUGGACUUCGACUGGACGGACGCGUCCAAGUGGGAGUACGCCAGCGGCAGCUCCGUGUCCUCGGACAUGGUCACGAGCAGCGGCAUCACGCUCACGCCUUUGAACAGCAAGGAGCCGAUCCGCACCAUCGAGGGCUGGAGCGGCGAGAAGGUCGUGUACAUCGAGUGGGAGCGCUCGAGCACGAGCGACACCAACAUCUGGAUGCUCAACACCAAGCUGCAGGACCAGUUCGCCACGGGCAACGGCUGGCCCUACUGGGGCGAGCUCGACCUCUUCGAGAUGUUCACGCAGGACGCGAGCGACCACCCGGCGUACGACUACAGCGGCUUCGGCGGCUUCUCGGACGUGUCGAGCUACGGCCAGCUGACCAUGCACAUGGGCCCCGCGACGGCCGACGGCAGCCCGUGCUUCUGCCCCGCCAGCCCGUCCAAGAGCGCGUGGUACGACAAUACGCAGCCCAUGACGUCCGGCUGCACGGCGCAGUUCUCCAACAACGAGAAGAACUCGAUCGCGGCCGUCUGGGGCUCGGACGGCAACGGCCAGUUCAUCCAGCUCAUCCAGAACCCGACCAUCACCAAGGGCGGCAAGCUCAACGGCAAGGACACGUACGACGUCGGCACGGGCAGCGGCGGCGUCACGUCCAAGAUCUACAACAACGCCGAGCUGUUCUGGGGCGUGGACGCGACGGACAAGUGCGCGACGGCCGGCGGCCACGACGCCACCUCGGGCUUCCCCUUCUUCGAGAGCUUCCGCAUCAUCCUCGAGGAGCAGAAGAAGGGCGACUCGAGCGCCUCCUUCACGGUCACCAACAUCCAGAUCUUCUCCAAGAACUAG